This is a messenger RNA of Eruca vesicaria subsp. sativa (arugula), 1338 nucleotides long. The record is from the annotation of a GenBank genome assembly. Lineage: Eukaryota; Viridiplantae; Streptophyta; Magnoliopsida; Brassicales; Brassicaceae.
AAUAAUAUCAUGAGUUUGUCAGUGUCUUAUACUCUCUCAUCUUGAUCAGUCAAUAAAGAUUCAGAGAUUUUCUGUCUUCUUCCUCUCAUGGCUAUCAACAAGUUUUUGCUCUUCGCUUUGACUUUCCAGCUUCUCCUUAUACUUCAUGUUUCAUCUGAAUCCUCUCUGAUCACCCCGAAGAAGUUCCUUGAGCUCGCCAAGAGUCCGGAAGUUUUCGAUUGGAUGGUUAGAAUCAGAAGGAAACUCCACGAGAAUCCGGAGCUGGGGUUCGAGGAGUUCGAGACAAGUAAACUCAUCAGGUCGGAGCUGGACCUCUUGGGAGUUAAGUUCAGGUAUCCAGUCGCUGUCACCGGCGUUGUUGGUUAUAUCGGCACGGGAGAAGCGCCUUUUGUCGCGCUUAGAGCUGAUAUGGAUGCGUUACCUAUGCAGGAAGCUGUGGAAUGGGAGCACAAGAGCAAAGUUCCUGGUAAAAUGCACGCUUGUGGACACGAUGGUCACGUUGCUAUGCUUCUUGGUGCUGCCAAAAUGCUUCAAGAACAUCGCCACGACUUGCAGGGAACUGUGGUGCUUAUCUUCCAGCCAGCUGAAGAAGUUUUCGCCGGAGCAAAGAAGAUGAUAGAAGAAGGAGCUUUAAAGCACGUCGAAGCCAUUUUCGGGAUUCAUCUUGCCAACUGGAUUCCCCUUGGCAAAACCGCUUCACUUGCAGGUUCCAUACUUGCUGGAUCUGGCUUCUUCGAGGCUGUAAUAACUGGUAAAGGAGGUCAUGCCGCCAUCCCACAACAUACCAUAGAUCCAGUCAUUGCAGCUUCAAGCGUUGUCCUAAGUCUUCAACAUCUUGUUUCACGUGAAACUGAUCCUUUGGACUCAAAGGUGGUUACAGUUUCUAAGGUUCAUGGAGGAGGAACUCUCCGAGCCUUUAAAGGAUUUUCUCAGCUUCAACAAAGAGUCAAAGAGGUUAUAACCAUGCAAGCAACAGUUAACAGGUGCAAUGCAUCAGUGAAUCUAACACCAGAAGGUAAAGAAUCAGUCCCACCAACAGUGAACGAUAUGAACUUACACAAGCAGUUCAAGAACAUGGUGAAAGAUUUGUUGGGUGAAGAGUCCUUUGUAGAAGCAUCGCCUCUUAUGGGAGGAGAAGACUUCUCAAACUUUGCAGAAGCAAUCCCUGGCCAUUUCUCCUUCCUUGGAAUGCAAGAUGACACAAAAAGUUAUGCGUCUUUUCAUUCAUCGCUCUAUAGAGUCAACGAAGAUGCGCUUCCGUACGGUGCUGCAAUCCAUGCAUCGAUGGCCGUACAAUACCUCAGAGACUCAAACAAAGGCUCUCGUGACGAACUCUGA